Myiozetetes cayanensis is the source of this 1242-nucleotide messenger RNA. Its product is annotated as methanethiol oxidase-like. Lineage: Eukaryota; Metazoa; Chordata; Aves; Passeriformes; Tyrannidae. Gene Ontology annotation, molecular function: protein binding; selenium binding. The record is from RefSeq and is a predicted model, not a curated record.
AUCCACCGGCUGCCCAUGCCCAACCUCAAGGACGAGCUGCACUCCUCGGGGUGGAGCUCUGGCUGCAGCUGCUUUGACAAUGGCACCACGAGGAGGAACAAGCUGGUGCUGCCCGGUCUGAUUUCCUCCCGCAUCUACGUGGUGGAUGUGGGCACCCAGUGCCGGGCCCCCAAGCUGUGCAAGAUGAUCGAGCCGGUGGAUGUGUUCUGGAAGUGCAACAAGGGCUACCUGGGCGUGGUCCACAGCCUGCCCAACGGGGACGUGCUCAUUGCCAACAUGGGAGACCCUGCUGGCAACGGCAAAGGUGGCUUCGUGGUGCUGGACGGGGAGACCUUUGAGCUGAAGGGCAACUGGGAGAACGAGUGCGAAGCUCCCCCGACGGGCUACGACUUCUGGUACCAACCCCGGCACAACGUGCUGGUCAGCUCUGCCGGGGUGGUGCCCAAACGGGCAGGACGGGGCUUCAACCCCGAUGACCUGAAGAAAGGGGUCUUCGGGCGCCGCCUGAACGUGUGGAACUUGUCGUGCCGCAGCCUCACCCAGUGCUUCGACCUGGGCGAGGACUCGCUGCCCCUGACCGUGAAAUUCCUGCACAACCCCGACGCCGCCGAGGGCUACGUGGCCUGUGCCCUCAGCGGGGUCAUCUACCGCUUCUACAAGUGCGAGAGAGACAACUGGGCCGUGGAGGAGGUGAUUCGCAUCCCGUCCAAGGACGUGUCGGGCUGGAUCAUGCCCAAGAUGCCAGCCUUCACCGCGGACCUCAUCAUCUCCCCGGACGACAGGUUCCUGUACCUCGCUAACUGGUUCCACGGGGACAUCCGGCAGUACGAGCUCUCCAAGGGCUGCAAGCCCCGCCUGGUGGGGCAGGUGUUUGUGGGAGGCAGCAUCCUCCGAGGGGCCGUGACCGUGUGUAGGGACGAGGAGCUCAAGUGCCAGCCCGAGCCCCUGGUGGUCAAGUGCAAGCGGAUUUACGGCGGCCCCGCCAAGCUGCAGCUGAGCCUGGACGGGCGCAGGCUCUACGUCACCAACUCCUUCUACAGCACCUGGGACAAGCAGUUCUACCCCACCAUGGUCAGGGAGGGCUCGGUGAUGCUGCUGAUCGACGUGGACACGGAGAAGGGAGGCCUGACCGUCAACAAGAACUUCCUGGUGGAUUUCGGGAAGGAGCCCAACGGGCCCGCCCUGGCCCACGACAUUCACUUCCCCGGCGGCGACGCCACCACCAUCGAGAUCCUGCCCUAG